AUGGUUUCGCCACGAGUCACUCGCAAGUUCUUCAUCGCUAUGAAAAUUAAGAAUACUCUCGAAAACUAUGGUAUUGACAAUGCGAUUCUUGCUCUGGCACUUCUAGGUGUAAUUUGCUUUGAUACGUUCAUUGCUUGGAGAGAGAAUUUAUUCCUUGCCACCAGCGAAGACGACCAGUAUUCGAUUUUGAUCUUCUUCUUUGGAACGAUGGUGUCCGCAGUGAUCGGAGACUUUGUCUACGAUCGACCCCACAAUCGACCGGCGUGGGGUAUUUUUGAUGGACUAAUGAUUAGUACAAUCCACUUGAUCCUUCUUCUCUUUUAUAUCGUCUACUGGUUCACUCUACCUACAGACGUAUGGAAUCCCUGUUACUACUACAUGCCAGAUUUCUAUUGGCUGACUUUCCGACUUUUCCCGGCAUUUAUUUUCUGUCAAACCAUCUUGACCGGAUUCGUUGCCUUCGUGAUUCAUCGAAAGAGACAUCAUAAAUAUUCGACAGUUGGAAGAUAUGGUGUUUAA
Molecule: messenger RNA, 519 nt
Organism: Caenorhabditis briggsae
Lineage: Eukaryota; Metazoa; Nematoda; Chromadorea; Rhabditida; Rhabditidae
Exons: 6
Coding region: 1-519 (172 amino acids)
Source: RefSeq, a predicted model, not a curated record